Molecule: messenger RNA, 954 nt
Organism: Impatiens glandulifera
Lineage: Eukaryota; Viridiplantae; Streptophyta; Magnoliopsida; Ericales; Balsaminaceae
Product: NAC domain-containing protein 76-like
Exons: 4
Coding region: 1-954 (317 amino acids)
Biological process (GO): regulation of DNA-templated transcription
Molecular function (GO): DNA binding
Source: RefSeq, a predicted model, not a curated record
AUGGCAACAAGAAAUGGACAGCUGCUUUCUGUUCCUCCAGGGUUUCGGUUUCAUCCAACAGAAGAGGAACUUUUGUAUUAUUAUCUGAGGAAGAAAGUGUCUUAUGAAGCCAUUGAUCUUCAAGUCAUUAGAGAAGUCGAUCUCAACAAGAUCGAGCCUUGGGACCUCAAAGAUAAAUGUAGAAUUGGUACAUGUCCACAGAGCGAUUUCUAUUUCUUUAGUCAUAAGGAUAAGAAAUACCCGACUGGAACUCGAACAAAUCGUGCGACCACAGUUGGAUUCUGGAAAGCAACUGGACGAGAUAAAGCCAUUCAUCUUACUACAAACUCUAGGAGAAUUGGCAUGAGGAAAACUCUCGUGUUCUACACAGGCCGUGCCCCUCAUGGUCACAAAACCGAAUGGAUCAUGCAUGAAUAUCGUCUAGAUGAUCACACCUCUAUUCAUGACAUGCAGGAAAAUGGAUGGGUUGUGUGUAGGGUGUUCAAGAAGAAAAGCCAUUAUCGAGAUUUCCAACAAGAUGAUGUCAACUUUCCAAUGAACUCAGGAUCAUGUUAUGUCGGAUCAAUAUCAUAUAGUAACCUAUUACAUCCUCAUCAACUGCUAAGCCCCAAUACGAUCAUUAACGACGGAGGCGGGCCAUCAUCGUUAAACUUUAUGAUGAACAAUAAUAGCUCAUUGGAUGUGGACGGGUCUGAUCAAACCGCAGUAAGGCUAACAUCAUCAUCAUCAACGGCUGCUGUAGUAGGUGGUUCAAGCGGCGGCGGCGGUGAUUGGUGUUUCUUGGAGAAGCUUCUAGCAAACAAUCAUCACAAGCCCUCGCCUCAUUUAGCUCUUAAUAAUAAUAAUAAUAAUAAUAAUCAGAUGGUGGGAAUUAUGGGAUCCUCAUCGACUAGGCUCCCAUUGCAUUACUUGGGAUGUGAAGCAGAUCACAUGCUCAUCAAGUAUCCCAAGUAG